Molecule: messenger RNA, 2564 nt
Organism: Coregonus clupeaformis (lake whitefish)
Lineage: Eukaryota; Metazoa; Chordata; Actinopteri; Salmoniformes; Salmonidae
Product: ranBP-type and C3HC4-type zinc finger-containing protein 1
Exons: 14
Coding region: 218-2350 (710 amino acids)
Biological process (GO): protein linear polyubiquitination; proteasome-mediated ubiquitin-dependent protein catabolic process; positive regulation of canonical NF-kappaB signal transduction
Cellular component (GO): LUBAC complex
Molecular function (GO): ubiquitin binding; ubiquitin-protein transferase activity
Source: RefSeq, a predicted model, not a curated record
CCAGCCAAACAAACAGUACCACAGAGUGCGCACUUCCUGGUAGCUGGUCGUUCAUCGGUUCUGUUGUUGUGAGCUUGGUAAAUGAAGGGACUACGAUGAAACUGCCAUUUUUAUGGGAAUACUAAUAGCAAUCGCUGCUGGCAAUAUUGGGGUGGUGGUAAACACACCGGGAACGGUGUCUUGACGUCUCCAAACACUGCAUGAGGCUGUCGGUGGAAUGUCGCUGAGCUCAGGCGGGUGGACUACUCACACCCCUCCGCCGGACCCGUCCUCAUCUAUCGCUGGCUAUGGGGCCUCACAAACUGGCUGCCAUACCGUCUUGAUGUCGGUACGGGUAUCAGUUUGCCAUUCUGGUAUUCGGCCGCUGUGUCUUCCAGGGGCAGGUGAUGAGUCACUCCGUCUACAGCUCAGUAUGGACCCCGGGAAGUCCGGGGAAUUCCGUGUCACGCUACGGGACACCAGCGGAACAACGGGUCGGAGUGUGUCCAUUGCAGAGUUUGACCUGAGGUCGGUGCACUAUGAGGUGAAAUCACCAAAAUGCCAUGAGCUGAGUUUGGCCACGCCCCCUCACGACCGCAUCAGCUUCAACUUCCGCUGCGAGCAGGAGGCUCAGGAGUGGGCCACAGUGGUGAUGUCAUCACUCCGAGAGGCACACAGGGUGUCCGACAGCCCUCCCACCGAUGACCGACAACUUCCUCUAGAGGCCUUUGAGACACCUAGCUCCACUUCCUUACCACGCACAGAGGAGAUGUGUGCUGAGCUGACCAGGGCCAUCCAGGCUGGUGACAUCCAGGCGGCCUCCAUCUACGCUGCCACCCUGGCUCGUCAGCAGGCAGCGCUGAAGAUCCAGCCCUCUGAGAGGAGCUACGGCGACACAGAGCUUAGCUUGGCUGUAGUGGUCGAAGAUUCUUCGUCUUCCUGUUGUGUCACAGUGAAAGUCCUCCCCCACGCGACCAUCGCAAUACUCAAGCAGCAGGUAUUCCUGGAGUAUGGCUUCCAUCCGCGGGUGCAGCGCUGGGUGAUUGGCCAGUGUCUGUGCGCCGACCAGCGCUCUCUAGCGUCCUACGGGGUGCGUAGGGACGGAGACACAGCCUUCCUGUACCUCCUCUCUGCCCGCCACGCCCGCCUCACACGGCAGCUGCUCCAGCAGGACCAGGAAAGAGCCCUCCUCACCCCCGCUACCCCUCCUCCUGAGACCCCAAGCAACGGCCCCACAUCCCAGGAAUGGAGGGGUUACAGCACCCUGCCCCCCAGACUGAGCCACAGCAGCAUGGGUUCAAAUGGAGCGCGGCCAAAUGGAGCCGGGGCAGAGAGGCUGAACAUCAGUGAAAUCAAAGACCUCAUCAACCUGGAGAUGCCACAACUCAACAAAGCACUUACCCCUAUGAAAUCAGGCCCUCAGGGUUGGGCCUGCCCCUCUUGCACGUACAUAAACAAGCCCACGCGGCCAGGGUGUGAGAUCUGCAGUACAGACCGUCCAGAGAGCUAUACUGUUCCUGGGAGCUACAAACCAGACCCUCUGGAGCUCCGCCGCAUACAGCAGGAGAAAGAAGCUGUCCGACAGUACCAGCAGGCGAGGGAGACAGAGCGGAGGGAGAACUUUGCCCGGCUGGUGAUGUUGGAUGGAAAGGACCUGGUGCCCAACCCAGAUGCUGUGGAAUGUAGGAUCUGUUACCUGGACCUGCAGCCUGGGGAGGGAGUCCUGCUCAGAGAGUGUCUCCACUGUUUCUGCAGAGAUUGCCUGCGCUCAGUAGUCCUGAUGUGUGAAGACCCGGAGGUGGCCUGUCCGUACCGUGAUGACACAUACGCCUGUGACUGCACCCUGCAGGGGAGAGAGAUCAGAGCUUUGGUGUCGGAAGAGGAGUAUGAGCGCUGGCUGCAGAGAGGCUUGUCUGUGGCAGAGUCUCGCUGUGAGGGCAGUUACCACUGUGCCAGCCCAGACUGUGCCGGAUGGUGUGUGUACGAGGACACAGUCAACGUGUUCGACUGCCCCGUCUGCAACAAGCACAACUGCCUGCUCUGCAAGGCAAUCCAUGAAGGGAUGGACUGUAAGCAGUACCAGGAUGACCUGACGGCCCGUGCUGAGAACGACUCGGCAGCCCGCAGAACUAGAGAUCUACUCAAGACCCUGGUCCUCUCCGGGGAGGCCAUGCACUGCCCUCAGUGCGGCAUCAUCGUGCAGAAAAAGGAGGGCUGUGAUUGGCUGCGUUGCACUGUCUGUCACAGUGAGAUCUGCUGGGUCACCAGAGGGCCUCGCUGGGGGCCAGGGGGUCCAGGAGACACCAGCGGUGGCUGCCGCUGCAACAUCAACAACCAAAAAUGUCACCCAAAGUGUCAGAACUGCCACUGAGAAAGACAAUGAGGGAUGUGUGUGUUGAGAGAGUGAGUGAGUGAGAUAGGACAAAUUAGUGUGUGUCACUCAAAGGAUUGAUGAUUGCACUACACAUUUAGCUAUGCACGUUUCCUGUUGGUUUCUGUUCUCCCUUUAGGCUGCGUUUAGACAGUCAGCCCAAUUCUGAUUUUUUUUUCACUAAUUUGUCUUUUGACCAAUCAGAUCAGCUCUG